UUUACUGCCAUCUAGCAACAAAUUUUGUCACCACGACAAACCACCUAGCAGACGUCCCUGCUGGACUGUCGCCAAGACCAAAGUUCACUCGUCUUUCAAAAUCAACACAAUGUUGGUUUAAUGUGAUUGUCAUUGUACUUACGUCGUAUGGGUAAAUUAAAUAAAUAUUUGCACGUUAAAUUGCUUGUACAGCCUAAUGAAAAGUCUUUGUGAUAAUCAAUAAUAACAUGGCUAGUAGCCAAACGAUUCGAGACUUUAUUCUAAUAAGCGAAUUCUGUGAAGUCGAAGGGCCUCGUUGUGUUUUGACUAUCCCAGCUGUUCUACCUCAUCUGAAUAACAAUGAGAAUUUCAAUCUGGAUGAAUUUCUUCUUUACAUAAUGACAACAGAUUAUCAGAAUUUUCCAGGUGAAAAGUUGGAUGAAAUAUCUGAUGUGCCUUGCAUUCGGACCAACAUCAUUCAGAAUUUCCAUGCCAUCCUUCAUUACUUUACUUUGAAGGAUUCUCAGGCAAGAGGAGGUGUGCGUCCUUCUUGCAUAGCUUACAUUACUCAAAAUCAGACAAAGCUCUAUCGUCUGAAAAAUGAAAUCCUCAAUGUUCUCAACAUGUCUGCCCAAAUAUUGAAAAAUGCAAACAUGAGGUGGAUAGGGAGCUUAGGACAGGAUGUUGGAGUUCAGGAGAACAACACUAUCACUAGUCUGCUUGACAAAUGGAAUCAUCUAACUCAGCCAGAACCUGAAUUAGGGGAUCAAGAAAAGAAGCUUAAGCCAUGGCAUUUGCUCUGUCCCAUAGGAAUCUCAAUUGUGAUAUCAGGUCUAAUAUUUGUGUAUAAAAUAACCUGUAGACCUCUGGAAGAUCAGAUCUUGGACCCAAAGGUGAUUUGUUCAACUUAUGAUGUGUUUACCAACGUAAACCCCGAUAAUGUUGAUUUUAAAGCUGUAAUGUCUCAAUUAAACAGUUUUAUAUUAUGAUCAGUUUGUAUCGAGAAUUCCAGAAAAUAAAUCAAGCAACACGGA
Molecule: messenger RNA, 1013 nt
Organism: Daphnia pulicaria
Lineage: Eukaryota; Metazoa; Arthropoda; Branchiopoda; Diplostraca; Daphniidae
Product: guanine nucleotide exchange protein smcr8a-like
Exons: 3
Coding region: 228-968 (246 amino acids)
Cellular component (GO): guanyl-nucleotide exchange factor complex
Source: RefSeq, a predicted model, not a curated record